Messenger RNA from Trichophyton benhamiae CBS 112371, 606 nucleotides. RefSeq lists its product as uncharacterized. The transcript has 5 exons. The record is from RefSeq and is a predicted model, not a curated record. Bases 1 to 606 code for a protein of 201 amino acids. Lineage: Eukaryota; Fungi; Ascomycota; Eurotiomycetes; Onygenales; Arthrodermataceae.
AUGUCUAUUGCCGUCAUUGACCACAGCGAUGCUGGCUGUCGAGGAGGGUCAGGGUAUCAAUCAACCCCCCUGGGCCACGAGCAGAGUACGCCACCACCACGGCCCAAAAAGCACCACCAACAGCAGCCAGAAAAGAAGAAAAAGGGAGAAGAGAGGACUCACCAUGUUGGACUGAGACUUGAAAUGAUACGGACAGACGGAGACGAGCUGGUCAGCGUGGGCGUUGGUGCUGGUGCUGGUGCUGGUGCUGAUGCUUGGAGGUGCAGAGAAAAGGGAUGGGUGGACGAAGGGCAGACGCAGACCAGAAGCAGGGCAGCAGAAGAUACACGAAGACGGCACGGCUUACCUGGUGAGGGUGAGGGUGAGGGUGAUGGUGAGGGUGAUGGCUAUGCUGGUGGUGAGGGUGAACAGCAGCAGCAGCAGCAGCAGCAGCAGCAUCUCCUGCUGGCUCUGCGUCCUUCCAUUGCUUCUUCGGCCGCGUCUGCUUCUUCUUUUCUUCUUCGUGGCGAGUCUGCGUCCUCUUCUGCUGCUGCUGCUGCUGCUGCCUCUGUCUCUGCCUCUAGCUGGCUGCUCGACCAAAUCUGCGCCCCUGGACCCAGAACGUGA